Scophthalmus maximus (turbot) is the source of this 7078-nucleotide messenger RNA. It is a transcript of the gene map3k10, whose product is annotated as mitogen-activated protein kinase kinase kinase 10. Gene Ontology annotation, molecular function: JUN kinase kinase kinase activity; ATP binding; protein binding. Gene Ontology annotation, biological process: protein phosphorylation; positive regulation of apoptotic process. The transcript is spliced from 11 exons. Lineage: Eukaryota; Metazoa; Chordata; Actinopteri; Pleuronectiformes; Scophthalmidae. The record is from RefSeq and is a predicted model, not a curated record. Bases 1952 to 5329 code for a protein of 1125 amino acids.
GGAGAGCGGCGUCCUCGUCUCCGCCCUGCGCGCCGAUCUGCCCCCGUGCACAGGCGGCGAGUGCCCGCACGAGCCUGCGCGCCGGAACCAUCCCCAUGACUUGUGCGUCCGCGACAGCCCUCGGCACUCGCUCCCCCGCGGACGAGAAGUGAGCACCGACCGGUGUGUUCGGACGCGGAGUCAGCACGCAGACUUGACAGCUCGUCACGGGGAGGAGAAGCCUGUUUGACAACGACGGACCUCCGACGACGAGGACUCCCGCGAGCGUUGCAUGCGUCGUCGGAUUGGGAUACGGUCAUCACGGCCCUGGCUGGUCCUUCUGACUCGGAUGCAACCACACGCCCAUGCGACGAUGACGGCGGAUAUUGCUGCCUUCACUGUCCAGGUUAGGUUCUAGUAAACGCCAAAUGUUUACGGAAUGAAAUAAAGCUGUGUCGGUGGUUUGGGUCGGAAGACGCAAGCUGGACCUGGAUACCUACACCAUUUAUACAUAGAGCAUAUCAUUAUUAUUAUUAUUAUUAUUAUUGUUACUAAGGGGUGUCGCUCUAUUGAUGAAGGCAACAUGGAACCGGAGUGGCUCUCUCACUAUUUCAUCUCGUCCCCGAGCAUCAUUCUUCGUGUAGUGCUGCAGAGCCGCCGUGCAAACCUCCGCUGAUCACAUUCAGUAUCACCGCCGGGAUAUUGUUUCUGUCUUUUCCCAAAGAAGAAGUGGCGGACUACAAGAAAGAAAUUCACACCCUCGCCGCGAGACUAUCGAUCGGUGAUCCGCAACUACAAUGCAACAGGAUAGCGACAAAUGCCGGCAUCCCUUCCCUCCCUCCGCUGCACCAGAGGACCCGGCGCCGUCACAGGUGUAGCCCGGCGACGGAGGCGACUGAUUGGGCCGCUGCACAGACACGGAGGCAGGUCUCGCUGUGUUCACACUUGGCCGGAUGCUGACCGCGGUGCCACUCGGCCGUCCUGUAUUGGACACCUGCCGCCCGGUCGUCGGCUCGUUUCUGUAAUCCCCCAGCUGUCUCAAAAAUGGACGGGGCCUUUUGGUGAAGGCUGGGGACGCGGUUGGGAUUUCGCCUGGACCGGCUUGUCGAGAUGUAGGGCGAACACCCGCGGAUAUACCCAAACACAAUAUCAGAAGAGAAAACUGCUCCAUGUUCAUGGAGAUGGCUGGCGGGGGAGGUGCGUGUGCACUGGGAUGCAUGAGCAAUAAUGAGGACCCCCGCUCAGAGGAUUUCACUCAGCUCAAACACAGACUGCUGUUUUUACUGGCACCAUAAAUAUUCCAUUCCAUUAAUCCGACAAUCAGCUGUGGCUAUUAUUAUCAAAUGUCUCUCAGAUUCAAGUCACUGCUCAUCAGUGGGAUGAUAUUAACUACAGAAGAAGUCAUGUAUUUAUUAGACCAAGGGAUUGAAAACUAUAAAGGUAAUAGGAGUCCAGAUUUAGCUUUUGCUAAAUUCAUAAAGCAGCAAUGUAAGUAUGCAACUGUUUUAUUAACUCUAGAAAUUGAGAGAAAUGAUGUCUGGAUUUAGUGUCACACUUCACUCUGUGAUCAGGACCUCGUCAGACUGACUGUAUCUUUCCAAAGGAUUUCAUUAGAUAAACACUUAGAUAAACACAUAUUCAUCUACUGUGAGUCAUUGGCAGCUUUUCAAAAGACACCACAGUGAAAACAAUCAAUCAGGUUUCCGGGGGGUUAUGCUCAUAGAUCUGCUCUGCUGAGAGUCAUUGUUUGACCUGAUGUGCAUUGUCCCUAAAUGAACUUGCCUUUGGGAAUACAUGUUACUUACACAUUGCGUAGCAACAGCACAGAAGCAACUGGUGACGGGAUUUUUUGGCACAGUUUCAACAGCGAGAUGUGGAGAUGGGGGAGAGCAGUUGCAGCUCUCUGAUCCUCUGAUCCCCUCUCCCCCUCACUGGUGGUCGAGGACACCUCGUCUCAGUCAAUGGGCUCUGUAUGGAUUUCGUGCCUGAGUUGACAGAGGACAGGCCCACAACGUCAAAAAGCAGUCAGGCUGCCAUGAACCCAUACGGCAGAGCGAGCAGCACAGCAGCCCCCCUGUCCUGCACCAGCUGUGGGGGCUGCUGCUCCCCGCCUCCUCCUUCCCUAAUCCCAGCUGGGCCCCCCUCCUCUACUACCUCCUCCUCCUCCAUGCCCCUGAAUAUGACCCCUCCACCGCCAAUGUUUCCUGCUCCGGUUGUGCGGGUGGAGAACGGCAGCAGUUGGAACUCCUCAACCAUCUCAUCCUCGGGCUCCCCAGACUCCCACCCUGGUCACUGCUGUGGGGCCAACAACCCUAACCCCUACUGGACGGCAGUUUUUGACUAUGAGGCCACAGCAGAUGAGGAGUUAACACUGCGGCGUGGAGACCUUCUUGAGGUUCUCUCCAAAGACUCUAAAGUGUCUGGGGAUGAGGGUUGGUGGACAGGUAAGAUCCAGGACAAGGUGGGUAUCUUCCCAAGCAACUAUGUCACAAGGGGGGAUGCGGCUAACUACCAGCAGCUGACCGCAGGAGGGCUGGUGGCAGGUGGGGUGGGUGACUGCCCCGUGGAAAUAGACUUCUCUGAACUGCUCCUGGAGGAAGUGAUAGGGGCUGGUGGUUUUGGGAAAGUAUAUAAAGGAGUGUGGCGGGCAGAGGAAGUAGCAGUAAAAGCCGCCAGGCAAGACCCCGAUGAGGAUAUCAGUGCCACGGCUGAGAGCGUGCGGCAGGAGGCCCGGCUGUUCUGGAUGCUCCGGCACCCCAACAUAAUUGCACUCCGGGGAGUCUGCCUGCGGGAGCCCAACCUGUGCCUGGUGAUGGAGUACGCUAGGGGAGGUGCUCUGAACCGGGCCCUGGCUGGAAAGAAGGUUCCCCCGAGGGUUCUGGUGAACUGGGCAGUCCAGAUCGCUACAGGGAUGGAUUACCUGCACAACCAGGCAUUCGUACCAAUCAUCCACAGAGACCUGAAGUCCAGCAAUAUCCUCAUUCUGGAGCCGGUGGCGCGGGACGACCUGAACGGUAAAACCCUGAAGGUCACAGACUUCGGCCUGGCCAGAGAGUGGCACCAGACGACCAAGAUGAGCGCGGCGGGGACCUACGCCUGGAUGGCCCCGGAGGUCAUCAAGCUCUCGCUCUUCUCCAAGAGCAGCGACGUGUGGAGUUUCGGGGUGCUUCUCUGGGAGCUGCUGACCGGCGAGGUUCCUUACCGGGAGAUAGAUGCACUGGCCGUAGCUUACGGUGUCGCCAUGAACAAGCUAACGCUUCCAAUCCCUUCAACCUGCCCUGAACCUUUUGCUCAGCUGCUGGGAGAGUGCUGGAGCCCCAACCCCCACAGCCGGCCCUCGUUCACCAACAUCCUGAGGCGCCUGCUGGCCAUCGAGCAGUCGGCCAUGUUCCAGAUGCCUCUGGAGUCUUUCCACUCCUUACAAGAAGACUGGAGGCUGGAGAUCCAGCAGAUGUUUGACGAGCUCAGGGCCAAAGAGAAGGAGCUGAGAUCAUGGGAGGAGACGUUGGCUCGAGCAGCCGAGGAGCAGAGGGAGCAGGAGGAGCAGCUGAGGAGGCGAGAGCAGGAGCUGGCGGAGAGGGAGAUCGACAUCGUGGAGCGAGAGCUGAACAUCAUCAUCCACCAGAUGUACCAGGAGAAACCCAGCGUGAAGAAGAGGAAGGGCCACUUCAAGAAGAGCCGACUGCUGAAGCUGGGCAGAGACAGCAACUGUAUCAGUCUGCCCUCAGGCUUUGAGCAUAAGAUCACAGUGCAGGCGUCUCCCAGUGUGGACAAGAGGAAGACCCCUGGGAGCGAGAGCACCACCCCACCUGCCAGCCCGGGGGUCAUACCCCGACUGAGAGCCAUCAGAUUGACACCGAGCGACGGCAGCAAGACGUGGGGGCGCAGCGCUGUGUGCAAGAAGGAAGACCUGGCGACCAACAAGAAGAAAGGACGCACCUGGGGACCGAGCUCCACCCUCCAGAAAGAGAGGGUCGGCGGGGAGGAGAAGCUGAAAUCACUUGGUGAAGGAUGCAAAGUCUGGUCGUCCAGUGCACCAAAUCUGGGCAAAUCCCCCAAACAUGCACCCAUGACCGCUGCCUUCUCCAGCUUAAAUGAAAUGGAGGAGUCCUGUGAGUUGGAGGAGUCACCAGGGUCCUUGCAGCCCUCAGAGACCAGCAGUAACGGGGCUGCGGAGGACUCGGGGUCUCUGUGGGGCAGCCUGGGAGCCAACACCGCGCCUGCUGUCGGGGGGUCUAACACCAGCUCCUGUCAGGGCCCUGGAGGCCUGGGAUCGGGGGUCAGCUACCAAGACUCUCUCCGUCGCUGCAACCAGAGGAAGAAGAGCGAUAUGUUGUUGCUGGGUUGUGCCUCUCUGCUGGCAUCUGUCGCGCUUGGACAAGACCUGCUGCAGCUCGGAAAACUGCAGGUGCUUCAGGACGAGCAGGACCUCAGAGAGGAACAGCGUAAAAAGAAGGAGGGUCUCUUUCAGCGGACGGGACGAUUCCGCCGCAGCACCUCUCCACCCAGCCGGAACCUGUCCCUCUCCCUCUCGAGACAUCACGACUCCACGCUGCCCUGCACGGACCCUUCUCCCUCUGUUACACUCCUCUCUUUGUCAUCUCUGUCCGACUGCAACUCCACAAAGUCCCUCCUCCCCUCGGACCCAGAUGAGUACCCCCUGACUCCGGUGACGGGGGUCAAAACACCGGCGGCUCCGGUGCCUCCAGCUCCUGCCCUCAACCCGCUCUUGGACCUGCGGGCAGAGAGCUUUAAGAAGGAGCCCAACCAGUCGCUCACGCCGACCCAUGUGUCUGCCACCAUGGCCAUGAAGAGAGGACACAGACGCACACCUUCAGACGGGGCCAUACGACCCCGAGCCCACACUCUGGGACACCACAGGACACCGUCAGAUGGGAGCAUGCCCAUGCCCCCUCCACCAGGGGGACCACACAUCACAGCAAACAAGGGUACACUGGAAUCGCUGGACAUCCCCCGCCUCCCCGACCCCUCCACCAUCUUCCCAGUCCCUCAUCGGCGUAAAGCCCCCGCUCCCCCAAUCCCUGACGUGGCUCCUCACUGCCUCAUCAGCCCCCUGGAGAGACCCAAGACGCUGGAGUUUGCGCCCCGGCCGCGGCCCACCCCGGCCAGGAUGAGAGCCGACCCCUGGAAGCUGGGCUCUCUCUCCCGGACCCAGAGCUCGUCCCCGGGCAGCAGCUGUGACAGCCCGCUCGGUUCAGGGGACAGCAGCGCCAGCGCAGUGCGACCCAACCUGAUGGACAUGGACAUGGAGGGCCAGAGUUCGGACCCGACCAUCCCUCUGUGUGGACAACGGCAGGCUGCCACUCUGUGUGGACAGCAAUACUCAUAGUGGAAAAACAACAAUUGAACAUUUCCAACUAUAUAUAUUUUUUUUUUGCAUUCAAACCUGUCCCAGGACAUUAGAGAAUGAAGAAUGCUUAGGUGUCUGAGACAAGCAAAGUGCACUCACUAAAGUUUGCAAAAAACAACCCACCUCUUUUCAUGUUUCUAGGCACUUAUUGGAAGCCAUCUUAUCCCCUGUGUGCCCACUAAGUGUCCCUAAUAAGGUGUGAAACCCUGACAGCAAGCCUUUCCCGGAUAGUGCUCUGUAACCUGCACGACACUGAGGGUCCUCGAGGUUGCUUAGAAGCCUUGACGCAUCCUCACAAAGCCCAUCACCACUUAUUUCCCUCCUUGGAAGCCAUUUCUACCUGCCUCUUCGUGACCAGGUUACAUUUCCUACAAGACUUACAACCUUCGAAAGCCAUUCAAAUGCUCUCUUUGACUCUUUCGCUAACUAUUCAUUUCAAUUCAUCUUCUUGUGCUUUUGCCGCCUCGUCUGUGUAGCCGCCCACUUCCUGCUUGGAUCUUUCCUCUCUCCCGCUCCAAAGACCACAAAAAAUAUCUUCAUCUUUUCACUAUUUCACCUAAACAUUUGUUGUUUCAGGAGUUUUCCCUGAAAGAAAUAAGAGCUAGACUGUUUAAAAUUCUUAAUAGAGAGUGUCCUUGUUCUUAUUUUGCACGCUGGUUUUCCUGCCGGUCCACAGACAUCUCCCAUAAAGUUUCUUCACAUGUCAUCUCUGUGUAUGGGCGUCUUCGUCUUCUUCCUUCCAAGACUGAGACAGUCGUUCCCCUCAAAGCACUGGUGGACUGGUGAUAUCUUCAGCCUUGUACAUUAAAAGAUAGAGUUUAUUUUCUCAGUGCUUGCACCUUCCCUGCCGCAACCUGUUAGCAAAAGUGUUUUUCUAUUGGUUUGGCAGACCAGGUGUAUUUCUCUGUGUGAAUGUGUAUAUAUCACUGUACAUGUGUGGUGCCGGUGCUUUUUCAGUGCAUGUCAUUUUGCGUGUGAAUGGUUGGCUGUACGCGACAUGGAGCACUUCUUCACUUCUUGUUUGUCUUUUACAAGGGUUUUGAUGAAGACGUUCCUCACUACGCCGUCAGUAGCACUCUGUCGGGAUCCUAAUACAAAAAUAGAAGAACACGGAGGGAAACAAACUACCUGAUUUCAACACCAACCUCAUGUUUAUGUAGGACCCGUUCUGAAGCUUCGUAUAUGCUCCCCUGACCUGCUGUUUCCAAUAUCAGUGGCACUUUUAGGAGCCACGUUGUGCAACUAGUUAAGGUCUCUGUGGACCAGUGGACUUGGAACAAGCUGCUCACGUCAACGCCGACAAAUCAACUUUUAUCUCCGGAGUCGUUUUCGUACAGCGGACAGUUCGUCUUGGCGGCAGAUGGUAUUAACCUUACUGUGCAAAUUUCUCUCUCGGUGAGUGUGUGAGUGUGAAUAUGAGUGUGUGUCAUAAUUUGUAUGGGAUGGGAGAGUGAGCUCAAAACUCAAUCUUCUUGUGUGGUUAAGAACACUGAGUAUUUAUUAAAUUUAUUGUUAUUAUUGGAAAGGAUUAAUUAUUAUUACAGUGCUCUUCCUGGGAUAUCUGUAUAUAUUUGUUAAUGUAACAGGAAAAACCAAGGAAACUGCUCACUGAAACGUCCAAGGUGUCUCCAGUCUCAACCUGUGACAUUUCAUUUUUCUUCACAAAGGAAUAUGUGCGAAUUGUGAUGAAUGAGAGACGAAUAAAAAGAAAGGAAAGAAGGAAAGAUG